Vitrella brassicaformis is the source of this 2076-nucleotide messenger RNA. The record is from the annotation of a GenBank genome assembly. NCBI's taxonomy places the organism in Eukaryota, Vitrellaceae.
CACGAAUCUAUCCCUCAGUCUCUUGAGGGCAUGCCUGUAGUUCAUGUCGUCCUCGUCUCUCGCAGUUGGAUCGGCGUACCCGCUUCCUCCGUCCGUUCAUUGCCGUAGUAUCCAUGCGCACGGUAUUCACUCGUAAAUCGUUGUUGCGCUCAACAGGUGGUGGUGCCGUCAGCCUGGUCAAUGUGCACCCAUCGCCCUUGAAGUCGUCGAAACCGACCUCCAUGUCGGCAAAAGCGCGUAGAAUGUCACACUGAAGGCGAGCCAUCAGCUGGGGAAUCCCAAAAAUGUCCUUCAGAAGGACGAAGAGGGGGCGGAUGAGUAGUGUGUUGUGAGUGCCGGGUGGGGCGGCGGAGAGCAAGCUGGUCGUCAUGGGCAGCACAACUCGCAACAACCCCGCCUCCACGCCCCACUCCACGCACCCGUAGAAGUUCAGCUGAGCCACCGACAGUUGGCUGCCGCACCGGAACACCAGGCACCCCACCAGCUUGGCCAGCCUCCACAGGGCAUGCCUGUAGUCGAUGUCGUCUCCAUCUGUCGCAGUUGGAUCGGCGUACCGGAGCAGGUGCAGGAUACACGCUGCCGCACGGCUCGUCAGCUGCUGCUGCAUGGCGGGAUGCUUGAGGCCGAUACGGCUGACCAGCCGUGCGGCAGCCGUCUCGAUGUCGGGGAUGCAGUUUCGGGCAACACAUUUGACGAUCUAGCGGGCGAACCAGGGAAUGGUGGUGGGACAGAGCAACUUACAUGCCGCGUCGGCCUGAGAAAUAAGAAACACACACACAUAUACACAUACACACAUUCACACACACACGCACCACACGGCUGUGGUGCGCAUCUAGCUGGGAAUCGACAUGUCUCCCAUUACCUUCAUCUGUGCGUUGAGGCGGGUAAAUGAGUUGAUGAUGUUGAAGAGGCGCCUCGGCGGUAGCGAAUUGCGGCUCGGCAACUGGGUAGUCGGUCAACAUCGUCUCGAUGAGGUCGGCGGGUGCGGAUGUGCAGGUGAGUCGAUUUGAUACCUGCAGAUGUCACAUAUGCAUAGAAGCACGGCCAUCAUGGAGUGAGAGCCCUGAAUUGAAGUGCUUUAUCGUACGCUGUCAGCAGAAGGGUCAAUUGCGAGUGUAUUGAACAGACGCCCUCUCCCCCCAAUCAUCAGGACAGAGAUACUUGCAAACAGCCAAAAAGACCAACGGCCAUCUAUGGCAGGUGAUUGGUCUUCUAGUGCACAAUAUUCUGACCCGAGCAGCUCCUUGGCAGCUCCUGUCCGGAUUCCCUGUCGUUCUCCUCUGCAGGGGCCGAUCGGCAUUCUCUGUAGGCCCUUGCCAUGGGAAACGGCUGGACGGCGUUCAUGGGACCCGAGCGGGAUUCCUUGAAUAGACUGCCGAUCGUCUUCUCGCCCCGGCUCAGCGUCGGCGUCAUGGAAUGAGAAUCCUUGAUGGCGUUUGCGGUCCUCGUGUCGAAAACGAAUCCCAAGAAUGUGACGUUGCUGAGAUGUCAAGAGAGAGGAAGCGGGGUGAUGUUGGUGUUGCGUAUUUGGGUUGAUAUGGCGAUACCUCUUUUGAAUCGUCUCGCCAUAGGAUGUAGCAGGGUCUUGUGGCCAUGGCCCAGCUGCUGGUGAUGACCUCGCUCAGAUGCUCGUCCUGCUUCAGCAGAACAAACCUAUAUCUGAGGGCAAAAACAAACAACACAUUUGCGCGUGCAUUGCUCACUGUGGCUCUUUGUCGCGGGCACCUUCCCCACUCUGAAUUCGGAGCCUUCGCUUCUGAACACCACCAGACCCACAACGUCAACUGUUUUGUUCAUUGGUACGAACCAGAAGACACAGAACAGGAGGCCUCCGAAGAUAAGCAGCGCCUUGAUCAUCCAGGGGAGGACCUCCGAGAGGUUCUUCGUCGGGAACACAAUGCGGUGCUUCAUCCAGCCCUCUUCCUCGUCGCUCGGGGGCGGCGUCCGUGCGGUAGUUGGCAGGCCUCGUACGCCGCGCGUUGCCAUGGGGUAGAACAUUCUUCAGCAGGUCAAGGGAGAAUCGAUGACCAAACAGAAUAAACAGCCCGCCUCAUCUAUGUGUAUUGUUUGGUUGCC